Molecule: messenger RNA, 2701 nt
Organism: Exaiptasia diaphana
Lineage: Eukaryota; Metazoa; Cnidaria; Anthozoa; Actiniaria; Aiptasiidae
Product: KH domain-containing, RNA-binding, signal transduction-associated protein 2
Biological process (GO): regulation of alternative mRNA splicing, via spliceosome
Cellular component (GO): nucleus
Molecular function (GO): mRNA binding
Source: RefSeq, a predicted model, not a curated record
AAAAUAUUUAAUUCGGCAAUAACGGUGCGAGCCCGUACUUCCUGGCGCGCAUAGUAUGCGAUACCAAAGUACCGUUUGGACUAAUUGAACUCGAUUGAAAAUUUAUGAAAGAUAUAAAGAUGAGAGGAUCGAGAUCAAAAGAGAAAGUUUCUCAAAAGAAUCAAAAUYCACCAAUCAGAAUAUUUUGAUUGUACCAAACAGCCAAUCAKAUCAAAGGUAUGUAAAGUCAAUGAUGCAUGGCCUUUCAUUCUGAGUUGGCGCCAUUUUGAAUAUUAGCUGUGCAUGGGAUAACUUGUUGAACAUUUUCUACUUAAUAAUAAGAAACAACGCUAUCAGGCAGCGCAUUCUAACCUAAUGGAGUCUGAUGCAGGAUAUUUGUCGGAGCUCCUUGCAGAGAAGGACAGUUUAGACCCKUCCUUUGUGCACGGUAUGCGUCUGUUAACAAGAGAAAUAAACAGAAUCCAGGCUGGUGAAAGUCCUGUACCCUCAGGUUUGAAAGUGAAAGUUGACGAUGAAGAAAAUCUUAAUGGAUCUCAACCAAGCGAUGYCAGUGAAGGAGAUGUUCAAGAAGGAACACAUAACACUGGUCAACUAGAACCACGACGGCAACCUAGAGACCAUAUUCGCCAACGACGUUUUCCAGUGGAGGAAAACAAACUAUACAAGCCAGUCAAACUAUUAGAAAAAGUUUAUAUACCUGCAAAAGAACACCCUAAGUUCAACUUUGUAGGAAAGUUACUUGGGCCAAGAGGCAAUACRUUCAAAAGGCUACAAAACUCAACUGGUACAAAGAUGUCAAUAUUAGGAAAAGGAUCUAUGMGAGAUAAGGAAAAGGAGGAAGAACUAAAAAGUAAAGGAGAGCCAAAGUAUGAGCACCUUAAUGAUGAUCUCCACGUUCUUAUUGAAGUUGAAGCACCUCCUGGACAAGCUCAUGCAAGGCUAGGCAUUGCUAUAGAAGAACUUAAAAAAUAUCUUGUUCCCGAUACUUACGAUCCAGCCUAUGCAUAUGAGGCAGCCUAUGCAGAGCCUGAUGAGGGUGCAUUUUACGAAUAUGGAAGAGGUGUUACACCAGAAAUAUUUGAAACAGCUUAUCCUGCACCUGGUCGUCUUCCCACCAGCAUGGCAGCCAACUACAAGACUCCAUCGCAUCGUCCUACAAAGAAAAUAAUUCGUGAAGCUACAUACCCUUAUUGAAAUGUUCUCUAUUGAUUGACUUCUAGAGGAUAAUAGUGUUGCUUCUUAAAGGGAUUGAGUCUCACAUUUUGAUGUUUACUACCCUUAUGUUGCUAGAGCAACCAAAGUGAUUUAGUUUAUUUUUUUCUAUGUUUUUGUAUCCAAUUUGUACUCAUUUUGUAACAAGUUGAUAUACUAAAGGGUUUACUUUUUACUUCUUAAUAACUGUUCUCCUUAAAUUUAGCAGUGUCUGGGUUAAAGCAUCCUAAAAUUGCUUUAAAGUUGCUAAAAGAUCUGAAUAAAUUCUCCUCAACUCAAAAAAUACCCUCUUUUUAAACCUCGAUUUAAGCAUUAAACUGAUAUUCUAAGGUCUAAACUAAAUGCAUAAUGAUAUAACUGAUCUCAUUCAUAUUUCAUUGCAUAUAUCUUUCAUUUGUUUCCUUCCAACUGUUCUUUCAGAUGAUGACUUGUUGAAUUAUAAAAUAUCUAUAAAAUCAAACUUUAGGUAUCAUUUAAAAACAUUAACAAACCCUCAUUAUCCUUUAAAAUGUGAACUAUUUAAAACAUUUUAAAUAUUUUGUCUUUGCUAAACAUCCUUUAUUGCUGUCUAUUCCUAAAACAAUAUUGUAACUAAAAUUGAAUGAGUUUUGUAGGAGCGUGAGCAGUAUAAAUUGUUGGCCUUGUCAUAUGUAAUAAAAAACAUUAAACAUACUUGUUCUCAUUUAAAUCAUCUUUACUUUCCUAACUGUGUAUAUCAGUUUUAACUAAACAUCCYUUCAAGCUGAGAAGUGUUUUUAAAAUCAUUCUCCCAAAUGUUCUAAAGAAAAAUCCCUCCUCUGCUCUUUUGUGUAGGAUUCAUAYGGAGGACGUGUUUACCAAAYAAAUAGACCUCCUCWGCUAGUUUGGGCAAUGUUUGCCCCAAUUCAGAUCUCUUGGGAAYGUAAUUCUUUCAUUUACCAUUAACACGGAUGGCAGUAAAACAAAGRAUUCCACACACAAGGGGUUUGAAAUGAGACAAACGUUGCCUAAGCCAAUAAUGUCUAUUGUUACUUAUGUAGUUSUACAGAAUUUCUGAGGAGGGAACUUUUCUUAGAUUGUUGGAGACAAAACUUAACAAAACUUAAAACUUAACACAAAAAUGUGUGAUUUAUGUUUAAAAUUGGUUAAAUUUCAAUGGUUAUUGGUUGAUUCCUAAUAAAUCAAUAAAGAAAUAAACUCUACACAGCCAAAAACAACAUGAAAAUAUAAGGAGAUGCCAUACAAGGCAGCACUACAACAGUACAAAAGUAACCCAAAAAUACCCAAAUAGCGUUUUUUUGUAAAUAACUCAAGAAAUKUUUUAGUUGCUAUUUUUGUACCAAAGAAUUUCAUAUUUUUGACAAACUUACAGAUUAAAUAUUUUGUAAGUAUUUUUGAUGRACAUUGUUAUAAUCACAAACAUGGAAAUGUUUUCCAUUUAACUACAUGUAUAACCUAUUUGUUAGUUGUUUGUUUAAUAAAAAGCAUUUUUUGCGACUAUUUUUAAAUA